This is a messenger RNA of Necator americanus (New World hookworm), 729 nucleotides long. RefSeq lists its product as uncharacterized. Gene Ontology annotation, molecular function: glutathione transferase activity. The record is from RefSeq and is a predicted model, not a curated record. Gene Ontology annotation, biological process: glutathione metabolic process. The transcript has 7 exons. Bases 1 to 729 code for a protein of 242 amino acids. NCBI's taxonomy places the organism in Eukaryota, Metazoa, Nematoda, Chromadorea, Rhabditida, Ancylostomatidae.
AUGGAUCGUAGCUAUUCGAAGACGGACUACCAGAUGGAUAACCAGAAACACACCUACAAACUGCACUACUUCGAUAUUCGUGGAAGAGCGGAACCCAUUCGCUUGAUAUUUCAGUACUAUGGUAUUAAAUUUGAUGACAACAGGCUUUCUGAAGAAGAAUGGGUCAAAGUUAAAGAAGAUGCUCCUAUGCAUCAGGUACCGUACUUAGAAGUGGACGAAGGAAAGCUUCGCUUAUGUCAAACACUCGCCAUCUGCCGCUAUCUCGCGAAAUCGUUGAAACCGAACGACUAUUUUGGUGGAUCCACCAAAUCAGACGCGGCCAAAUGUGAUAUGUACGCGGAUACAUUUAUGGAUUUUUUCACUAUUUCUGUUGAACGAAUUUUUGAAAGUGAUCCUGAUAUUAAGGCUAAGAAAGAAGAGAAAUUUGAGAAGCAAUAUCCUGCACGUCUGAAAAUUUUCGAAGAUCACUUAAAGCGGAAUGGUGGCGACUAUUUCCUACUAUGGUGCGAUCUUGUGGCAGUAGCAGUGUUAUCGAUGGCGGAGGAGACAAAACCGGAACUACUGCAAAAUUUCCCUGAUCUGCAAGCCUACUACAGCAAUAUAUGUAAUUUACCCGAAAUCAAAGAAUAUAUUGCGGAGAAUUGGCCAUCAUCCACUAAUGAGCCAUCAAACGCUAACGAUGAGCAAGUGUCAGCUAAUGUGGAUGAGGGCGAACCAGAUCUAGAGUAA